Molecule: messenger RNA, 2866 nt
Organism: Polypterus senegalus (gray bichir)
Lineage: Eukaryota; Metazoa; Chordata; Cladistia; Polypteriformes; Polypteridae
Gene: vps16
Product: vacuolar protein sorting 16 homolog
Exons: 24
Coding region: 86-2596 (836 amino acids)
Biological process (GO): vacuole fusion, non-autophagic; endosomal transport; intracellular protein transport
Cellular component (GO): lysosomal membrane; cytoplasm; endosome
Molecular function (GO): actin binding
Source: RefSeq, a predicted model, not a curated record
AUGUAGAGGCAGCGGGAAGAGGAAGUGGCAGCAUCAGUUGACAAGUCUCAUGUAAGCAGAAGUGCUAGAAGAUCAGCUGAUAGCUAUGGUCUUCAUGACAGCGAACUGGCACCCCUUAGGGGAUGCGUUUUACAGGAAAACAGAUUUAUAUGAAAUGGGGUGGAACAUUGGAGGACUAAGGGACUGCCUUAUUGCUGCAGCACCAUAUGGUGGGCCAAUAGCUUUGCUAAAAGGAUCCCAGCGAAGUGAACGUUCACAUAGCGUCAGACCAGUCAUGGAAAUGUAUACUUCAUCUGGUGUGCCUCUUGCAAGCUUUCUGUGGAAAAGUGGCAUUGUAGUAGACAUCGGCUGGACAGUUUCUGAUUAUUUACUGUGUAUUCAAGAAGAUGGCACUGUAUUGAUUUAUGACAUACUUGGAAAUUACUGCAGACACUUCAACAUGGGCAGUGAAUUAUCCCAAAACUCAGUGACUGAAGCCAAAAUAUUCCACUCUGCUUAUCGAACAGGAGUUGCAAUACUGACUAAAGCAUACAGAUUUUCUGUGGUAACUAAUAUUGAAGACCAGAAAAUAUGGCGCUUACCAGAUGUACCAGGACUACAAACUUCUGGAUUAUCUUGCUGGACAGUAAUAUCACAGGAUAGACAGACUAAACUGGUUUUGGCAAGUGGAAGAAAUAUAUAUGUUUUGGACAGUGAUUCAUGCACAUCUGUGACUGUCCCGGGGCUUGACCCAGAUAUAAGCAGCUAUUUGCACAUGUCAGCUUCUUUCAACUACAAGUACUUGGCACUUUACACUAAUACAGGAUGCAUUUGGAUGGGAACCUCAAACCUAAAGGAGAAGCUUGGGGAAUUUGACUGCAAGUUUCAUGCACCACCAAAACAGAUGGUAUGGUGUCGCAGACCAAGGAGUCAGCAGCCAUCUGUAGUUCUCAUGUGGGAUAGUCUUCUCUUGGUAGCAGGAAAGAGCAAUGAAAGCAUUCAAUAUAACUUAGAUGAUGAGUUGUAUCUUGUACCAGAACUUGAUGGGGUACGAAUAAUCGGUAGCAAGAGUCAUGAAUUUUUGCAUGAAGUUCCAGCAACCUGUGAGGAGAUUUUUAAGAUUGCAUCUAUGGCACCUGGAGCUCUCUUGUUAGAAGCUCAUAAGGAAUAUAAGAAAGAAAGUCAAAAGGCAGAUGAGUAUCUGCGAGAAAUCAAAGACCAGAAUCUUCUUCCUACUGCUGUUGAGCAGUGUAUUGAAGCAGCAGGAUUUGAAUAUGAACCAGAGACUCAAAAGAUGCUUCUCCGAGCAGCAUCAUUUGGAAAAUCUUUCCUCAGUAACUUUUCCCCAGAGAGGUUUGUAACCAUGUGUCGUGAACUGAGAGUCCUAAAUGCAGUUCGAGACUAUACUGUUGGAAUGCCUCUCACUUAUGUUCAGUUCAGACAAUUAACAGUCCAGGUUCUAAUAGAUCGGCUGGUGUUUCGUAGAUUAUACCCUCUUGCCAUUGAAAUCUGUAAGCAUUUGAAGAUUCGUGAAUUCCAGGGUGUGAGUCAUGUGCUAAAACACUGGGCUUGCUUUAAGGUUCAGCAGAAGGAACCUGAUGAGGACAUUGCUCAUGCCAUCAACCAGAAACUUGGGGAUACAGCAGGAAUUUCAUAUUCAGAGAUUGCCGCCAAGGCUUAUGAAUGUGGACGCCCUGAACUUGCCAUCAUGCUUCUUGAUUUUGAGCCACAAUCUGGGGAACAGGUUCCUUUGUUACUGAAAAUGAAGAGAGGUCAGCUGGCUUUGAACAAAGCUAUUGAAAGUGGAGACACUGACCUUGUUUACACAGUUGUGAUGUAUCUGAAGAAUGAAAUGAACCGCAGAGAUUUCUUUCUUACUCUACGCAAACAUCCAGUUGCACUUAGCUUGUAUAGACAGUUUUGCAAACACCAAGAGCAGGACACGCUUAAAGACCUCUAUAAUCAGGAAGAUGACCAUCAAGAGCUGGCCAACUUUUAUGUGCAAGAGAGCUACCAGGAAGCAAAGGUUGAAGUUCGUGUAGCGGAAUUGCAGAAAGCUGUGGAUGAGUACAGUAAAGCAAGGAAUGAGUUUGCAGCCAAGGCCACAGAAGAACAAAUUAAGCUGUUAAAGUUUCAGCGCAAACUCCAAGAUGAGACUGACAAGCCUUAUGUAGAUCGUUCUCUCCACGACACUGUGUACAGUCUUCUGCUAGAAGGCAGUCACAGGCAUGCUGAGCAGCUUUAUAAAGAUUUCAAAAUUCCAGACAAAAGGUACUGGUGGUUGAAGAUCUCUGCUCUCGCUGAGAAAAAUGAUUGGGAGGAGUUAGAAAAAUUCUCCAAGAGUAAAAAGUCUCCCAUUGGUUACCUGGCUUUUGUGGAAGUCUGUGUAAAGCACCAAAACAAAUAUGAAGCUAAGAAAUAUGUGUCCAAGGUGACUCCUGAACUGAAAGUUAAGGCCCACCUAUUAGUUGGGGAAGUGGAGCAAGCAGCAGAUAUCGCAAUUGAAAGAAAGAAUGAGAACGACUUAAACCUGGUUCUGUCCCGCUGCAACCAAAGCACUGACCGGUCCUUAGUGGAACGCCUUAACAAAGCACGGUCAGGUGCCAACAAGAAGUAACUAGAACUGCACUCUGAAUGUUGAGUACUUCCUGCUGGGACACUAAUACCAGUUGCUUCCUCUGCAAGGUUUACUACACAACUGUGAUGAAGGGCAUUAGAAAGUUGCCAAGAGCAGGUUUAUUAUCCUGGAGGUUCUGACUGAAAGGUGCUGAGGCAGGUAGGACGCUGAAGUCUCCACAAUCUGCGUUAUCCUGUACAGGUGCCAUGAAAAGUAGUCAAAGUGCUGACUAAAAGAAUGAGAAUAAAAUCUGCUUUAAAUUAUUCAAUA